This is a messenger RNA of Galeopterus variegatus (Sunda flying lemur), 936 nucleotides long. Its product is annotated as olfactory receptor 52J3-like. Gene Ontology annotation, biological process: G protein-coupled receptor signaling pathway. The record is from RefSeq and is a predicted model, not a curated record. Gene Ontology annotation, cellular component: membrane. Lineage: Eukaryota; Metazoa; Chordata; Mammalia; Dermoptera; Cynocephalidae. The transcript has a single exon. Gene Ontology annotation, molecular function: G protein-coupled receptor activity; olfactory receptor activity. Bases 1 to 936 code for a protein of 311 amino acids.
AUGUUCUACACCAACACUACCACUUACCACCCAGACACGUUUUUUCUUACUGGCAUCCCAGGACUUGAGGCUUCCCAUGGCUGGAUUUCCCUGCCUUUUUGCUUUGUUUACUUGAUGGCUUUUCUGGGUAAUGCUACAAUUCUACUGAUCAUCUGGUCUGAUCGGACCCUGUGGGAUCCCAUGUUCUACUUUCUAGCCUUUUUAUCAGCUGUAGAUCUAGCCCUCUCUACAUCCUCGGUGCCUCGAAUGUUAGGUAUCUUCUGGUUUGAUGCGCAUGAAAUUGGUUUUGGAGCCUGUGUGGCUCAGAUGUUUCUGAUACACACCUUCACAGGGAUGGAGUCUGCUGUUUUGUUGUCAAUGGCCUUUGACCGCUACGUGGCCAUCUGUGCACCACUCCACUAUACAACCACCCUGACACCCCGAUUGCUGGUAGGCAUUGGGGUGGGUAUUGUGAUGCGCCCCAUCCUGCUCAUGUUGCCUAUUCUGUACCUAACCCACCGUCUGCCUUUCUGUGAGGCUCGAAUUAUUGCCCACUCCUACUGUGAGCACAUGGGCAUUGCCAAGCUGGCCUGUGCUAGCAUUCGCAUCAAUGCCAUUUAUGGGCUCUUUGUGGCUUCUUUUCUUAUUUUGGAUGUGGCACUGGUUGGAAUCUCCUAUGCUUACAUUCUACAUGCUGUUUUCAGCCUCCCAUCUCGAGACGCUCGUCAGAAAGCACUGAGCACUUGUGGCUCUCAUGUUGGGGUCAUGUGUGUUUUCUAUACACCUUCCCUCUUCUCCUUCCUCACUCACCGAUUUGGUAAAAAAAUCCCCCGUUAUGUACACAUUUUUGUUGCCAACCUGUAUGUGGUCAUACCACCUGCCCUCAACCCUAUUAUUUACGGUGUGAGAACUAAGCGAAUUCAUGAACGUGUGGUCCGUGUUUUCACCUCAAAGUAG